CUACAGUGUCCAGAGGCAUCCCUCUGCUCUUUUCUGUGUCUUGGCUGAGCCGCUGUACUCUGCUGUGAGAUGCCGAGCGGGGUUGACUACGGUGAGCUGGGGGAGAGCCUCCCAGCCAUUUCUUCUCUUAACGCGUCGUACUCGCAGACCUCACUGUCUGUGACCUCGCCUCACUACCUCCCCCUGCCUGCCGGAGAGAGGCGUAGCAUCUCAGACGUGCGACGCACCUUCUGCCUCUUUGUCACCUUCGACCUCCUGUUUGUCUCACUCCUCUGGAUCAUUGAGUUAAAUAUAAACAAGAGUAUCUGGCUGAAUCUGGAGAAGGAGGUUGUCCGCUAUGAUUUCAAGUCCUCAUUCUUUGACAUCUUUCUCUUGGCUCUCUUCAGGUUUCUGUGUUUGCAGAUUGCUUAUGCCGCCUGCAAGCUGAGACACUGGUGGGUUAUUGCGAUCACUACCCUGGUGACGAGUGCCUUCCUUAUUGUCAAAGUCAUCAUCUCAGAUUUGUUCACUGAGAAUGCCUUCGGGUAUGUACUUCCCAUCGUCUCAUUUGUGGUGGCCUGGCUGGAGACCUGGUUCCUCGACUUUAAAGUUCUCACACAGGAGGCAGAAGAUGAGCGAGCAUACCUGGCUGCAGUGAAUUCUGCGUCUGAGAGUGCGCGUAUGAUCUACACGGGAGCGCUGUCUGAAGGCCAGUUCUACUCACCCCCAGAGUCCCUUGCAGGUUCCGAUGAUGACCUUGAUGAGGAAGGACUUGACAGAAGAGCAGUAACGGGACAGGAGAAGGAGUUUGUGAGGCAGGGGCAAGAGGCGAUGUCUUUGGUGGAGCAGAUACUUGCACAGGAGGAAAACUGGAAAUUUGAGAAGAAUAAUGAUGCAGGGGACUGUGUGUACACACUGGAAAUUCCUUUUCAUGGAAAGACAUUCAUCUUAAAGGCACUAAUGCAGUGUGCUGCUGAGCUGGUGUAUCAGGAGGUGAUUCUGCAGCCAGAGAAGAUGGUCCAGUGGAACCGAACUGUGUCGGCCUGUCAGAUUUUACAGAGAGUCGAUGACAACACGAUGGUGUCGUAUGAUGUGUCUUCAGGAGCAGCAGGUGGUGUUGUAUCUCCCAGAGAUUUUGUUAACGUCCGUAGAGUUGAACGGAGGCGCGACCGCUAUAUCUCGGCCGGCAUGUCAACCAUUCACAGUGCCAAACCUCCCCACAGUCGCUUUGUGCGAGGUGAGAACGGUCCAGGUGGGUUUGUGGUCCUGAAGUCCAGCAGUAAUCCUUCAGUCUGCACCUUCAUCUGGGUGCUUAACACCGACCUCAAGGGCCGUCUCCCUCGUUACCUCAUCCACCAGUCCUUGGCUGCUACCAUGUUCGAGUUCAUGUCCCAUCUGCGUCAGCGUGUGAACGAGGUCCGCGCUACUUUCCGGUAACUGAGGAGCAACCUAGCGGUUUGCUACUCCCUCCAGCUGCCCCUCUCUCUGCCUCUCUGCUCCCCUCUAAAGACCUUGCAGUGUUUUACUGUCACCAUGUGGAAAUUCAUCACCUCAACAGCCUGGACACACACAUGUCCACUAUUAUUAAUCACAGCCAGAUUCCUCUGGAAUACAGUUACCACUGUCUUACAGUGUCCUUUUUAAAUGUACUUGGACAAAGAAUUCCUUUUUUUGUGUGCACUUUGAAUUAUAAAUGAAAGAGCCAUAAGAGCCUGAGUAACAGAAUGUCAUAUUUUAUUUUGCAAUGGAAUUUCUAGGUAUGGCAAGUUUUCUGUUAGGGAAUAAAUUGUGAUCAUUGAGAUGGCUGCGGUUUUGCGCACCAGCAGUCAGGCUGGGCUUCAUACCUGGACCACCAGUGCCUUAUCCCCCUGAGCCCCCCACUGACUCAGCCUCCAUCUGCAGAUGCCGGCUCAUCUGACCUGGAGCACACUUCUGUAAAGGCCUAAUUCAUUCCCUUUCCCGUCAGAGGUCACAAGCUGAGAUGAUUUCCAUCUCGUAGGGUUUUUUUUUUGUUGUUGUUCAUCUACAAUUACUCCUUUUUAUAAACCUUAACUGACAUGCUUAAUGUUUUACUAUAUGGCUGAUAUUAUAAACCUGACCAUGUUUAUCAGUUGAAAUGUUUAUCGGUGUGGCAGGCAUGUGGAGGGCCCUAGUGUAGCGCUCUUGAAGAGAAUCUGAGCAGGCCAAGGCAUCCGUACUGAAACCCAGAUGCAGGUCAACAGGAAGAGUGUCCUAUUGCAUUGUACUUGAAAUGAUUCUCAGUAGCAUUGGUCUUAAUGGCAUAAUAAGACAUAAAUUAUACGCCCAAGAAUAUUACGAAAUAAACCAUACAUAUGACAAUUUUGAUGCCUUUGAUGUAGGUCCUAUGUGCAGGGUGACUUUAUUAUUUAACUGUUCAUUUGUUCACUGAUUGAAUAGAAGAUUUAGAAAGUUAUGAUGGCCAGUGUCUUAAUUUGAAACAGUUCCUAUGGGAAGAUGGUCCUAAAUUAACUUUACCAAGUGUAUCUUAUAGUGUAAUAAUUCAGCAAACUGUUAAAAAAAAAAAAACUAUUAGUAAAAAAGAAAUUGACAGUUCUUGGGCUAAACUCACAGGGUCCUAAGUUUACACGAUCAGAUUGGCCUAUAAAUUGAGUAUUGAGGAACGACCUGUCCAGUCUCCUGUUCCAGUAUCUGGUCUGAAUUUUUGUUUUCUUUUAGUUUUUUUGCGCCAUCAUUUUUGUGUCUUUGUUUCUGAUUUCAUGGGUUCAUAAAUU
Molecule: messenger RNA, 2732 nt
Organism: Electrophorus electricus (electric eel)
Lineage: Eukaryota; Metazoa; Chordata; Actinopteri; Gymnotiformes; Gymnotidae
Source: RefSeq, a predicted model, not a curated record